Molecule: messenger RNA, 600 nt
Organism: Penicillium brevicompactum
Lineage: Eukaryota; Fungi; Ascomycota; Eurotiomycetes; Eurotiales; Aspergillaceae
Exons: 1
Coding region: 1-600 (199 amino acids)
Source: RefSeq, a predicted model, not a curated record
AUGUCAACCCCAUCAGACUGGGAUCGCAUCCACCCAAUCUACGGCGUCCCCGUAGCAGCCGAACAAUCCACCUCCCAACCCUCGAUCAUUUGCCGCGUAAUUCGCGAGGGUCAGUAUACCGAAGGAGCCCAAGUCCCCGUCUCCACAUGGAUCAACACUGACUACUUUCUCUGGACCCUAUGCGCAGGUCUAGCCGCCUCCGAAACAGACGAACAAUGGACCCUCGAAUUCGAAACAAAGUACCAAGACUGCUGGAAGGAGAUCCAAGCCCGAGUUCGGGAAGUUGGCGGCUCAUACAGGUUUGGGCUGCGGAUCCCAGCCCCUCCUGUCUUCGAGGUUGAGAUCACGCCUGCAAAGGAGGUUUCUCCAUCUUUCAAGAUCUGUGCGGAGGGCCGUCCGACCCAUCUCGCGCCCCCGAUGACUGGUCUGCCUCGGGAUGGCGUUUGGGCUUUCUGGAAGUAUCUUGCUGAGCAGAAGGGGACUCUUCCUACCUAUAAGGUCUUCAUGUGGGCUCCGGCUUCUUCGUUCUCUCCGAAUGUGAACCCUGCUGCGCCAAUUGCUACUUCUGCGUCCGGCUCUGUUCCUCCUUACUCGCGUUGA